CACACUCACACACACACACACUCACAAACACAAACACACGCAUACACGCACACACACACAAACACACACACACACACACACACACACACACACACACGCAUAGAGUCAGUCACCAACUCCCUCUCAGGCGCGGGCCAGCAGCUCAGACAGGCACCUUGUUACUGUCCAGCUGGAAAGAGCUGAGCAUUGCGAGGUGCAAACACACACACUCACCAUCCUUACACACUCACACAGACAAACAAAUACUCACACGCGCACACACACACACACACACACACACACACACACACACACACACACACACACACACACACACUCACGCAUCCUCAUACAUCCCAGGACUUUUAUCUGUGGACCGGGAAAGAAGAAGGAGGAAGACAAUCUGAGAGACAAGAGCUGGAUUAAAGAAGAUCUUUUUAAAGGUGGAAUCUUUUAAUUACAACACUUUAUGAAAGAACUGGACAGACAGGCAGACACGACUGAAGAUGACAACUGGAGAAACAAGCUUGUUGCUCUAGGGUGGCCUGCUCUCAGCCCAGAGUGGAGACUGGUCAUUGGUGACAUCCAGUGGAUCUGUGAGUGCAAUUUUCCCUCCCUUCUCUUUAGGACUCCCACCCUCUUGUCAUCCCUCCACUGGGACAUCUCCUGAUCAUCAGCAUGCCUACAGCUUGCACAAGGUGCACCUUGGGAGUCUGACCCACCAUGUGCAGAUGGACGCCGUCCGUAGCCCAUCUCUGUCCUGAACCUGCCCUUGGCACCACCACUACUACUGCUGCAGCCUCCACCAGGCUGUUUCUCCAUCUGCCUAGCACAGCCUCCCUUUGCCUGGCAUGCUUCACUCUGCUCCUGGUCACCGCUGGCACUGCCACAGGGGCCUGUCCUCCUGGGGUAGGGCAUGAACCACUUCAGGUGCUUGCAAGUGGCAUCAACUGCUCAUGGACAUUGGAAAGACACACUCGCAGUUACAAUCACCUAGAGGGCGAUGUCCGACUUCGGCGGCUUUACUCUGCCAACAAGUUCUUCCUGUGCAUUGACAAAACGGGCAAGGUGGACGGCACUCGGCGGAAAAACUACGCAGACAGCCUGAUGGAAAUCCGAUCUGUCAGUGUGGGAGUUGUUGCCAUCAAAUCUGUCAGCACCGGGCUGUACUUAGCUAUGUCCAAGAAAGGCUCGCUCUUUGGAUCGGUGAAGUACAACCCAAGCUGCAAGUUCAAGGAGCGCAUUGAGGAGAAUGGCUACAACACGUAUGCCUCACUCCGGUGGAAGCACGGCGGCAGGCAGAUGUUUGUUUCGCUUAAUGGACGUGGGAAGCCACGGCGAGGUCACAAGGCUCGACGUAGACACCCAUCCACUCAUUUCCUGCCUAUGCUUCCAUCCUAGCCACCCAAGUCUGAACUCUGAGCGGCGACUGGCUGGCUCACCUGCCUCCUCACACUAGUCUUGAUCUAGCCGUGACCGUGAUCUUUAUUUUUUCAUCCUCCUGUCACAUUAAUGUACAUUUGUUGAGGUCUGUAACAUUUGUAGAGUUAGACAUGUACUUUUAAGUUAUUUUCUCCAUUUUCUAAACAGUCCUAUACCCUAGAAUUACAAUAUCUUCGGGAAUCUGUCUGUACAGUAUACGUCUGUGUGUCUGAAGUGCAUGUAAAGUGGUGUUUGGGUGACUUUGAGAGACUGUAAGAGGACUGAAAAGGGACAGCAAUGCUUGGAAACUGGUUUGUUAUAUACACUUUUUCAGAUGUUUAUCUAAAUGAGAAGGAAAUUGUUUGGCACAGCAAAAAUUAUACAAUUUAUCAAUCUGAAAUGGUAAGUAUCAUUAUUGAAAGAAAUAGUACAUUGGUAAAUAGCUAUUUAGCAGCUAUUAAUGCACACAGUAGCAAAAACUUACAUACAUCCCCUUUAAUAUUGCAAAUUUAUCCUAAACACAAUGUGAAUGUAUCAUACCACGCUCAACACAUUUCUCAUCGUAAGCAUAUAUAUUAAAAGUUACAUGUGCACCACCGUUUCACAAAUGGUAAAACUCAAAGUAGAACAUGUUUUAUCAUUAGUAAAAAAAAAAUUCAUCAUAACCUCAGUUUUUCUAAAAUCCUGGCUGUGGCCCUUCUGUAAAACUAACACCAUCACUGUUGCUUGGGAUAUUUCUUUACUGAUGGUACCGAAUAAGAUGAGAUGAAAAGCUCUACUGAGUCACAGAUACAUUGAUAAAUGUACUGUUCUGUCUGUAUAUGUCUGUAUAUCAACAUAUGUGACAAGAACAGAACAGAAACUAAGCUAAUUACUGGGAUAACAUGCUGGAUUCCUGAGAUGACCUUUGUAUGUUUGCGCUUCUGUCAUAAUGUUCCUCUUCCGCCCGUCUUUCAUCCAGCAGCCCAAAGCUAAUAGGGUAGCAAUCAGUAUAAGUGAGUCAUUUAAUGCAUUAUAAUGGCAGUAGGUACACCAGAAAUCACCGCAGAAAAAUCAUUAACUUUGUACACAGUAGUAAAUGGUUAUUACACCCUCUCUGUCAAUUCUUGUUAACAUUUUCUCAACAACAAACCUGUUGCUAAUAGAGCAUUUAAUAUAUUUAAAACAUUUUGUACGCUUUAACUGUUUGAGGUUGUCGUUUAUUGUUAUUGUUUACUUGUUGCGUCGGAUUGUAGUCCUACUGUUAAAAAAGGAAAGGGAAAAGUAAUUGUAUUUGUCCAUACUCAACUCAUUUUGUAUGGUAUUUCUGCUGGAUAUUGGUGCAUUUGUGAUAAAUUUAACUGUUUUUCGUUUGUAGGCCUGUAAUAGCAGGAUGUACAUGAGGCCAAAUCCUCAGAACAAACCUGUUUUAAGAUUCAUUUCAGCUAAGUUAAAUCAUUUGAGUGCCUUGGUCCAUGCUGAGUGUGGUUAACUUCAAUAAAAAAUGUGGA
Scophthalmus maximus (turbot) is the source of this 2891-nucleotide messenger RNA. It is a transcript of the gene fgf22, whose product is annotated as fibroblast growth factor 22. Gene Ontology annotation, cellular component: cytoplasm. Gene Ontology annotation, molecular function: growth factor activity; fibroblast growth factor receptor binding. The transcript is spliced from 3 exons. Bases 703 to 1380 code for a protein of 225 amino acids. Gene Ontology annotation, biological process: animal organ morphogenesis; positive regulation of protein phosphorylation; positive regulation of cell population proliferation. Lineage: Eukaryota; Metazoa; Chordata; Actinopteri; Pleuronectiformes; Scophthalmidae. The record is from RefSeq and is a predicted model, not a curated record.